This is a messenger RNA of Macrobrachium nipponense, 2687 nucleotides long. It is a transcript of the gene Ids, whose product is annotated as iduronate 2-sulfatase-like. Gene Ontology annotation, cellular component: cytoplasm. Lineage: Eukaryota; Metazoa; Arthropoda; Malacostraca; Decapoda; Palaemonidae. The record is from RefSeq and is a predicted model, not a curated record. Gene Ontology annotation, molecular function: iduronate-2-sulfatase activity.
AAAUGAGCUUGUGGUUUACUAGGGACGGGAAGCAAACUGAGCCAAAAAAUUUGCCUCCCCACAUUGACGUUGAAGUGAGCAUGAGCAGAAGCUUUGACCUGAGGCUCAUCGAUUGAGAUGAGCUAUUUGCUCAGGCUACCUGUGCAGGCAAGGAAAACUGUAAUGGAGAUUGUAAAAGCACAAGCUGGAUGUGUAACUUGUAGUCAUUUAAACUGAUGUAAAGACAGAAGGAUGACCACACUUUUUAUCUUAUACUUUCUGCUACUUCUGGGAGGGACCUAUGAGGCACCUACUUCUGCUCAUCAUCCAAAUAUAUUGCUGAUAAUUGUGGAUGAUCUUCGCCCAACUUUAGGAUGCUAUGGUGAUACUUAUGCAGUGACACCUAAUAUUGAUGCACUGGCUCGCCAUGGAACAGUUUUCACAAAAGCAUAUGCACAGCAGGCACUGUGUGGUCCAAGCCGAACAUCAUUUCUAACCUCUCGACGACCAGAUACUACAAAGCUUUAUGAUGUCCACUCUUACUGGAGAACAAAUGCAGGAAAUUUUACAACUCUACCACAGUAUUUUAAAGAUCAUGGCUACCAUACAGUCUCAUUUGGAAAGGUAUUCCAUCCAGGCAUAGUCAGCAAUUAUUCUGAUGAUCAGCCUUAUAGUUGGAGUGAGGAUCCAUAUCACCCCCCUACUCAAGCUUUUAAGAAUGCCCCAGUAUGCCUUGGUAGUGAUGGCUCAUUACAGAGAAAUAUAUACUGUCCAGUAGAGGUUGAGAAACAGCCAGGCAAAAGCUUGCCUGACAUAGAAACAACCAUAUCUGCAGUGAAAUGGCUUGAAAAUCGAUCAUUAGAGGGUGACCAGCCAUUCUUUAUGGCAGUUGGUUUCCAUAAACCUCACAUUCCACUGAAAUUUCCUGUGAAAUUUAUUGAUUUUUACCCUAUUGAUACGGUACCAAUGCCUUCAAAUGAAGAUUAUCCAAAAGGGCUACCAAGUGUUGCUUGGAAUCCAUGGAAUGACUUGAGAAGAAGGGAUGAUAUUAGAGAACUAAAUAUAUCAUUUCCUUAUGGUCCAAUUCCAAAAUCUUAUGCGAGAUAUAUACGGCAAGGGUACUAUGCUGCUACAACUUAUGUUGAUUCCCUCAUAGGGCACAUACUAGCUACAGUUGAGAGUGAUUUUCCAGAUACUGUAGUCGCUUUGUUAGGAGACCAUGGUUGGUCUUUGGGUGAACAUCAAGAAUGGUCUAAGUACAGCAAUUAUGAAGUUGCUACAAGAGUUCCUUUUAUUAUUAGCAAACUGAAGUCGAGUAUUGAUCGCAUAUCUGAAGAAGCACAUAGUAAAAACAGAAUGCAUGAAUUUAGAAGAAAGAGCUUAGAUGUAAGCAAUGGUAAUGAGAGUUUAAAUCAUAUCAAAACUCUCCGUUCAUCAUCUAUUUGGGAGUCUGAUGAUAGUAAUUUUCAUGCAAAAUAUGAAGAGAGGCAUCACAGUAAGGGAGAAAAUUCUCAUUUUUCGAGCUAUGAAGGUGUAGUAGAACUUGUGGAUUUGUUUCCUACGUUAGUCGAUCUGGUUGGACUCCCAGCUGUUCCAUCAUGUCCAGAAUAUUCACAAAAUAUUGAAAUAUGUUCUGAAGGGGAAAGUUUAGCACCAUUAUUAAGUACCAAACUUCAUAAUGCAAUUGAAAAUACCAUCAAGCCAAGAAAAAGUGGUACUGGAAUUAAAAAAGUAUCUUUUAGUCAAUACCCAAGACCAGGCUUAAACCCCUCGGUGUCCCCAGACAGUGAUCAGCCUCGAACAAGUGAGACAAGGAUAAUGGGAUACUCCAUGAGAACUCACAGAUUUCGUUAUACUACUUGGUUGAAGUUCAAUAAUGUUACAUACAAACCUGACUGGAGUGAAAUAGUAGCAGAAGAAUUAUAUGAUCACAAAUUUGAUGACAAUGAAGAUUACAAUGUGUGCCAUAAAAAAGUAUACCAGAUGCAGAGAAAACACCUUCUGAAACAGUUGAGUCACUGGAGGAAAAGGACCAGUUUAGCCUGAUAUACCAUGUUUUCAAGUGUGUUAUGCAACUUUUUCUCCUUUUGUAAAGUUCUUUUGAAAUUAGAUGUCACAUUUAUUUUAAGAGUUAAGAGACUAAUUACUUCUAUUCAGGUGGGACAUAGUGGAAGAAAGGUACCUGUUUUAUACCUGGUAUGCUGUUUACUUUAGCAUAAAGUAGUUUUUAUGAUGUGCUAAAUUAAAGUUACCAUUCAUUUUACACAAAUAGCAUUUGAGAUGGUAAAACAUCUUAGUUUUAGAACUUUCUAAAAAAAAAUGUGGUCAAUUUUUUCGUUUUUGAACUUUCUAAACAAAAAUGUGGUUAAUUUUUUCAGCUUUUUAGAAUUUUAAUUAUUUCAUCUGCAAUACCUUCAGUCAGAAGCAGAAUGUUCAGUGUGUUAGACAUGAUUAAUAUUUGCUGGCAUGCAUCAUCAAAGUUGGAACCCUAGUUCAUUGAUGAAAACCUUAAAAUCUAUAAAUUGCAGAAGUUACAUGUUUUGAUCAGGUGAUAGUCUGUAAGUUUUUGGACUGCAAUUAAUGAAGUUGAUUGUUUACCCCUUUGUACCAUUCUAGUAAAAAGUACGAUUGUUCCUCUUGAUUAACUUUAAUAAAACCAGUUUCUUCACUAUAUUGCAUCAAAUAAAAAUUCUGUAUUUUUCUUACAA